Dioscorea cayenensis subsp. rotundata (Guinea yam) is the source of this 621-nucleotide messenger RNA. RefSeq lists its product as uncharacterized. The transcript is spliced from 5 exons. NCBI's taxonomy places the organism in Eukaryota, Viridiplantae, Streptophyta, Magnoliopsida, Dioscoreales, Dioscoreaceae. The record is from RefSeq and is a predicted model, not a curated record. The annotation marks the transcript as partial.
AACGUUGAAGCAGGUGUUGGAUGUGGUGUUGGGUUCAGCCAUGGUUUUGGAAUAGGACUUGCCUUGAAGCCUGGAGUUAUUCAGCGGGUUCAAUCUUCUAUUGCUCUAACAAUGGCUAAAAUCAUGAUGCGUUUGGGAAUUGCUCCCAAGAUCCCUUCAACUCAGAAUAUCAAGCCUGGGUCAUUUCCUAGUAAAAGUGCUCAAUCCUCAAUUGGCAGUGUACUAAAUUUGGGAACAAAAACUACUGGAAGUACACAGCAGCAUUUACUAAGUGAUAGCCCCCACCAGAAAUUUAUAAUUAGUUCCCCUGAAUCAAAAGAAACAUCAAGCCUAUUUGGAAGCAGGUCUGUAAAGUUUAUCUAUGAAUUCUUACAGAAUCCAGUUCUCAACAAGGAAGAAACAAAGGUCAGUGAAUUGGCGGAAAAUCUUCGUGAUCAGAAUAAUGUUCUUCAAGUGUUGCUUAAACAUCAACAAGUGAUCGAACAAUUGAUAGAGGAGAAUCAGAUGCUGCGCCGUGUACUUACUGAAGACUUGCAUGUUCAACCUAGCAAGUUGUACUCUAGUAGGGAGAUUAAGAAGGGAACAAACUACCAAUGUCCUGACUGUUUUGAAUGCUCAUGA